UGCCGUCGCGCAUGCACGCGCAUGUCGCUCGUUGUUUUAUUCGGUGAUGUGAGGUGGCCCCCGCCGCUACCGCAACGCCGCGCGACAUCCGCGCUUUUUUUCGCGACUGAGUGCGCCAGGUGAAGGCUCAAGAGCCUUCGAGCCGGCAAGACGCCGUCCACCGUGGAUCUUAGGUACGGCGCCAUGGCGGCGACCACGUACAUGCCGGGCGAGCUGGAUCUCGGCACCCUGGGAGGGUACCAUGCUGCGUCGCCGCGCAGUGCCGAGCCCGCCGACAUGAAAUACCAGCACCAUCUGCAGGCGGGCGGCUCGCCCUCGCCGGGCGCGCCUGUCCUCAACCCUUGGGCGUCGCUCCCGCCGGCAGACCCUUGGGCCGUGCACCAGCACCACGCGCACGCGCAUCAGCCGGACGUGAAACCUCCGCCUGCGCCGCACGACCACCGCCACCUGCAGCACAGCCACGGCUGGCACGCGCCCGUCGUCACCGCGCACUACGGCGCCGGCUCGCCCGUCGCCCUGCAUGGCGGCUACGCGGUGCCCAUGCACCAGCACCACAUGCUGCGCGAUGUGCAGCCCAGCCCGCACCCACUGCAUCACCAUCCCGGUCUUGAGCGCGACCAGCCGGAGGAGGACACGCCCACCAGCGACGACCUCGAGGCCUUCGCCAAGCAGUUUAAGCAGAGACGCAUCAAGCUCGGCUUCACGCAGGCCGAUGUCGGCCUCGCGCUCGGCACCCUUUACGGAAACGUUUUCUCACAAACGACUAUUUGCCGAUUCGAGGCGCUACAACUCAGUUUCAAAAAUAUGUGUAAAUUGAAGCCGCUUCUGCAGAAAUGGUUGGAGGAGGCGGACUCCACCACCGGAAGUCCGACCAGUAUCGAUAAAAUAGCGGCACAAGGCAGAAAAAGAAAGAAGCGUACGUCUAUUGAAGUGUCCGUGAAAGGCGCCCUCGAACAGCACUUCCACAAGCAGCCGAAGCCAUCGGCCCAGGAGAUAACGACGCUCGCGGACAGCUUACAGCUCGAGAAGGAGGUAGUGCGCGUGUGGUUUUGCAAUCGACGACAGAAAGAGAAACGGAUGACGCCCCCCAACACGCUCGGCGGCGAGAUGCUGGACGGCAUGGGGCACGGGCACUACUCGCAUGAUGUGCACGGCUCGCCGCCACUCCACGCGCACUCGCCCGCGUUGUCGCCACCGCACGGGGCGCACGGCGGACACGGAGGGCACGGAGGGCACGGCUCGCACGGUGGCCACGGGGGACACGGCGCGCAUGGCGGGCACGGGGCGCAUGGUGGACACGCGCAGCACGGGCUAGCGCCCAGCGCGCAUACGCUCGCUGCGCACUAACAGUUCGCCCCGUGG
Papilio machaon (common yellow swallowtail) is the source of this 1362-nucleotide messenger RNA. It is a transcript of the gene vvl, whose product is annotated as silk gland factor 3. Gene Ontology annotation, biological process: regulation of transcription by RNA polymerase II. Gene Ontology annotation, molecular function: RNA polymerase II cis-regulatory region sequence-specific DNA binding; DNA-binding transcription factor activity, RNA polymerase II-specific. The transcript has a single exon. The record is from RefSeq and is a predicted model, not a curated record. NCBI's taxonomy places the organism in Eukaryota, Metazoa, Arthropoda, Insecta, Lepidoptera, Papilionidae. The coding region runs from base 184 to 1347 and encodes 387 amino acids.